AUGGAGCAUGGUUAGAAUCAAGAAUGCCUGAUCAUUGUAAUGGGGGAUGCUCAACAAGAGAGAGCUGCAAUGGCCACAGCCCAUAACAUGAUGCCUGCUAACAAAAAGGAGCUCAUGAAUAAUGCCAUGAAGAGGACCACUGAGUGGAUAUUUUCUCAGGAGAUCUUGAGCGACGUUACAAUCAGCGUCCAAGGAGUAUCUUUUUCGUUACACAAGUUUCCAUUGGUGUCAAAAUGUGGUUAUAUUCGGAAAUUGAUGUCAAACUCAAGAGAGGCCGAUCACUUGGUUGAAAUCAAUGAUAUCCCAGGAGGGCCAAAGGGAUUCGAACUUGCAGCAAAGUUUUCUUACGGCAUAAACUUCGAAUUAACCUUUGAUAACAUUGCGAUGGUUAGAUGUGUGGCCGAGUUUCUUGAAAUGACAGAGGAUUAUGCAGUCGGUAACCUCGUAGCAAGAACCGAGGCCUAUCUAAAUGAAGUGGGAUUUCGAACAUUGGCUGGUGCGGUUUCCAUCUUACAAUCAUCAGAAAGCCUCUUACCGAUGGCUGAAAAUGUGAAACUGAUCACUCGUUGUGUAGACGCUAUAGCGCUCAUCAUCACGACAGAGAGCCAAUCUUCUUUAUCGACUAGCAUAGAUUUCAGCAGCAACGGUUUAGAUUCUUCAUCGUCGUCGCUAAAAGGAGUAGUUGAUUUGUGGGCUGAAGACUUGACUCUUCUUAAAAUGCAUACCUUCCAAAGGGUUCUUCUUGCUAUGAUUUCGAGAGGAUUCGAAAAGUAUGCACUUGGUCCGAUUCUAACGUAUUACGCCCAAAAACGUCUUCAGGAUUUGGAGAUAUUAGGAAAGAGCAAGAACAAAAGUGAGCCGAAUCAAGAAAAUGAGACGAGGGUUGUUUUAGAAACGAUCGUUAGUCUCUUGCCAAGGGAAAAGAAUGGAGUGUCGGUCAGGUUCCUUUCGUUGCUUCUACGAUCUGCAAUAUACCUCGAGACCACGGUGGCAUGUCGGCUAGAUUUGGAGAAAAGAAUGGGGUUACAACUUGGCCAGGCUCUCUUGGACGAUAUCUUGAUUCCUUCUUUUCGGUUCGAUGGUGACACAUUGUUUGAUAUUGACACCGUGCAACGGAUCUUGAUGAAUUACGGUGAAUUUGAAGGCACACGCGAUGAAAUGGAGAAAGUUUCGAAGCUCAUGGAGAACUAUCUUGUUGAAAUCGCUUCUGAUUGCAACUUAUCGGUGUCAAAAUUUGCAAAUCUCAUCGAACAUAUACCAAAUCAAGAAAGGGUAACAGAAGAUGGAAUGUAUAGAGCCGUUGAUAUAUACUUGAAGGCUCAUCCGGUUUUAAGCGAUACGGAAAGGAAGAAACUUUGCGGUUUGUUAAACUAUCAAAAGCUAUCCGCUGAGGCGUGUGCUCAUGCUGCACAAAACGAACGGCUUCCGGCAGAAACCGUGGUUCAAGUUCUUUACUACGAACAACAACGGUUACAAGAGACGAUGGAUGAUGCGUCUAAACCGAGCCCAUUUCUGGAAGGUAUGUCAAGCUUACAGAAGGAAAAUGAGGAUCUAAAAUUAGAGCUUUUGGAAGUGAAAUGUAGAUUGAAAGAAGUCAAGAAAUCGUAUCCCGAUAAGUCACCGUCACGUGGAAGAUCGUUCAUGAGCUUGGUGUCAAAAAAGUUUGUGAAAUUGACUCCGUUUCUAUGGGCCGAUCAUGGGAUUUCACCUUCAAGUACAAGAAGCAGGAAUAAGGUGAGUAAAGGCAGAAGACACUCAAUUUCUUGAAUGCAACCAUGUGCACCAAUGCUUGAUUUUUCGGCUACUUGAGUCAACUUGGACUCGGACAUUGAGUCGACUCACACUCGGAGUCGGACGCUAAGUCGACUCGCACUCGGAUUCUGACUCAGAUCGGAUACUGAUUCAGAGUCUUGACUUUUGUACGAUUUUUUACCCUCUAUGUUUUAGUUUAAUGUAUAAUUGUGUAAAUUUUUUAUAUCCAAGGCUUGGAAUUCUUGAUGAUGAGUGAGGGAUGAUGUUGUAACUAGGUACAUUUUGUGUACAUAAAUGAAUAUUAUAUUGUAUUAUGUCAUCAUAUCAACAGGUUU
Messenger RNA from Cynara cardunculus var. scolymus (artichoke), 2087 nucleotides. Its product is annotated as BTB/POZ domain-containing protein SR1IP1-like. Gene Ontology annotation, molecular function: protein binding. The coding region runs from base 40 to 1767 and encodes 575 amino acids. The transcript is spliced from 5 exons. The record is from RefSeq and is a predicted model, not a curated record. Lineage: Eukaryota; Viridiplantae; Streptophyta; Magnoliopsida; Asterales; Asteraceae.